UUGUGGCCGCGUCAAACCCAGAGGACGAGGGGAAAGACACGGCGCCCGCGCCUCCGCCUCCUCCGCUCGUCGUCGCCGUCCGGUCCAGCUGCGAGAUGGCGGCGGCGGUGGACCUGGAGGAUGCGUUCGGCGCGGUCUUCGGCGAAGCCAAGCCGGAGGGCCACCCCACCGCGCGCCCCGUCCUCUUCCGCGCCCACGCCCGCUCCGCCGCCGCCCUCCGCGUCGUCGCCACCGACUGCCACUCCCUCGCCUGGGACUGCUCCCUCUCCGUCUCCGACCUCGACGACCUCAGAGACGAUGUUGGAAUCGGGGGCUCCUGGGCCGACUUUCUAGAUUAUCUCAAGUCCUCCUUGUCCUCCGGCGAGGUGAAGCUGCUCUUCGCCACCGACAAACUCCGCAAGUCAACCGGUUCUGAUGGUGCAAAGCUUGUGGCUACCAAGGCAAAGGGCCUGCCUCGCAUCACCAUUUCUCUCCAUAGUGUUACUGGCGCUACGACGAGUGAUAUCAUAGCCGAGUUCUCGCUAGCGCUCUAUGGAGCUUAUAGGACUGCACGGGAGCUUGUAUCCAAAGAACAAGAACAAAUGUCACAGCUGAUGGGAAAUCUGUCAACUGAAAGAGAAAAGAACGAAAUCAUGCAAAAACAACUCGAAUCUCUUUCUUUCCUAGACAAAAGAAAGGCAACAAAGCCAAAGCUGUUGGCUGAUCAGGUUCCAAGUGUGUCUGCUGUGACUCUGGUCUCUGACCAAGUUACAGCUCCUGUGCAGCAGCAAAUAUCAGUACCUUCACCUAGUAAAGCCCCUCCUGCUAAAGUCACGAAGAGGGUAGCCCCCACGUCUCGGAGGGCAAGAGUGCGAGGAGCUCUGCUGCAAGAUAAUGAGGAUGAGGAUGACAACUGACAAAGAGUUAGAGAUGCUGAUAUCUUGGUUUAAGUUUGCUAUAUAUGUGAACUUACAAAGAGUGGCUUGUGGUUAAUCAGUUUUCUGGCUGUUUUGACUCGUCUCGCACUUGUGGAAAUGAAAGUAAUUUUAAUUCAUGCUAUGAUGCUAAUUGCUAAGUUCAUAUAAAUAUAAUUUUUUUCAUUUUUUUUAGGAUUUAUCAUGCCUCUGCUACUGAACAUAGGUAGAGGAUGCAAAGACCAAAUGCUGCUCCUCUGAAGACGUAGAGAAAGAACCCCAUGUAUUGGGAAAAACUGAGUGGUCAGAGGAGAGGUCGACUCCUGUUCUCUUCUGUGUUAUUUUAUUUCAGUCAUGGCUUGCGAACACUUGCUCUUGUUUUUCUGCAUCGCUCAGUUACAGUUUGAUUUGGGGCCUCGUCGA
Messenger RNA from Triticum dicoccoides, 1316 nucleotides. RefSeq lists its product as uncharacterized. The transcript is spliced from 7 exons. The record is from RefSeq and is a predicted model, not a curated record. The coding region runs from base 96 to 896 and encodes 266 amino acids. NCBI's taxonomy places the organism in Eukaryota, Viridiplantae, Streptophyta, Magnoliopsida, Poales, Poaceae.